GCUACGCGAGAGCACCGUAAGGAAGAUGGGAGUCAACAAACAGAUUGCUUCAGAUAAUGACAUCCGAAAUACCAUCGUGCUCAAUGCCUCAAAAAGGGAGAUUUUUACAGUUAACAGCGGUUAUAAGUCUCUCCAGAAAAGACUGCGAGGCAACUGGAAAAUACAAAGUCUAAAGGAUGAAAUCACAGCAGAGAAACUGGUUGGAGUGAAGCUGUGGAUAACUGCUGGACCAAGAGAAAAAUUCACUGCUGCUGAGUUCGAGGUGCUGAAACAGUUCUUGGAGGGAGGUGGGGACAUCCUCGUUAUGCUGGGCGAGGGAGGAGAGUCCAAACAUGACACCAACAUUAACUUUUUACUGGAGGAGUACGGCAUUAUGGUGAACAAUGAUUCUGUUGUACGAAAUGUUUACUACAAAUACUUCCACCCUAAAGAGGCACUCGUUUCCAAUGGUGUACUGAAUCGGGAGAUCAGCAGAGCAGCUGGAAAGGAUAUGUCCAUGAUUAUAGAUGAUGACAGCACCGGAAGCAACUCCAAGGCCUUAACAUUUGUUUACCCAUUUGGUGCCACACUAAACAUCAUGAAGCCAGCCAUUGCUGUUCUGUCCACAGGAUCUGUUUGCUUUCCACUGAACAGGCCCAUAAUGGCUUUCUACCAAAGCAAGAUGCAUGGUGGUAAACUUGCUGUCUCGGGCUCGUGUCACAUGUUCAGUGAUAACUAUCUGGACAAGGAAGAAAAUGCAAAGAUACUGGAUGUGCUAAUGCAGUGGCUCACUACUACUGAUAUCAACCUGAACCAGAUUGAUGCAGAGGACCCUGAAAUUUCGGAUUACACCAUGCUACCGAACACCCAAAAACUCUCCCAGCAACUGCGAGUUUGCCUGCAGGAAGGAGAUGAAGUCCCUCGGGACUUUACCACCCUAUUUGACAUGAGCAUCUACCAGCUGGACACUUCCUCUCUCGCCAAAGUUAUUAAAUCAUAUGAACAACUGAACGUGAAGCAUGAGACACUACAACUCAUCCAGCCGCAAUUCGAGACUCCUCUUCCGGCACUUCAACCAGCUGUAUUCCCUCCUUCAUUCCGCGAGCUUCCAGCUCCGGCACUGGACCUGUUUGACCUGGAUGAGAACUUCUCCUCAGAGAAAGCCCGUCUGGCUCAGAUCACAAACCGAUGCACAGAGGAUGACCUGGAAUUUUACGUGCGCAAGUGUGGUGAUAUCCUAGGGGUGACCAGCAACCUACCCAAAGAGGAUCAGGAUGCCAAACACAUUCUGGAGUACAUAUUCUUCCAAGUUGUGGAAUUCAAGAAACUCAAUCAGGAACACGACAUGGACACAAGCGAGGCUGGCUUUCAGAGCAUCUGAGAUUCACUUGUUUACCUCCUCAAUGAUAGUGUCGAGCCAAUGGCCAAAAAAA
Xenopus laevis (African clawed frog) is the source of this 1412-nucleotide messenger RNA. It is a transcript of the gene ift52.L, whose product is annotated as intraflagellar transport 52 L homeolog. Gene Ontology annotation, biological process: cilium assembly; intraciliary transport. NCBI's taxonomy places the organism in Eukaryota, Metazoa, Chordata, Amphibia, Anura, Pipidae. Gene Ontology annotation, cellular component: cilium; intraciliary transport particle B; centriole. The record is from RefSeq and is marked provisional.